This is a messenger RNA of Drosophila rhopaloa, 1121 nucleotides long. Its product is annotated as voltage-dependent anion-selective channel. Lineage: Eukaryota; Metazoa; Arthropoda; Insecta; Diptera; Drosophilidae. Gene Ontology annotation, biological process: monoatomic anion transmembrane transport. The record is from RefSeq and is a predicted model, not a curated record. Bases 63 to 1076 code for a protein of 337 amino acids. Gene Ontology annotation, cellular component: mitochondrial outer membrane. The transcript is spliced from 3 exons. Gene Ontology annotation, molecular function: voltage-gated monoatomic anion channel activity.
CUUGCUUUCAUAUAUUUAACGGUCUCUAAAUUCCAAGUGCUAAAAUAAUUUGAAACUGCACAAUGCCGACGAGGGACAGGAUUCGUAACUUGUUCAGGAAAAACAAACGGAAACGUUUGCAAUCGGAAUACGCUCCUGACACUAGUGAUGAUACCCAGGACAAGAGCAACGAAGAUGCAUCUAAAAAAGAGAACAAUGUGGAGAUCUUGCCGCCUACGCCGGAGGAAGGCGAGAUGCCCACCUACUUCCAUGUGGGGCUCCUGGCGAAGAUGUGCCUGGUCCACGGCUACACCAUUGGUCGGUGGAAGCUGCAGUCUACCUCGAAGACGGAGCAGGACUUCUACCUGAGCAGCUUCGGCGAGGGCUAUCCGACUUUGAACUCCGUUUACGGAGGCUUGGAAGCUUACAAGGAGCAGGGCAUCUUUCACGGAUCCCUCGCCUGGUUGUCCGACGGGGACUGGCUGUCCGAUCUUGGAGCUCGUGGCAAUGGUCUGGGCGGUAUAUGGUCUGCCGUCCUGAAGUCUGUGGUCAGCACGAGUGAAGGAUGUGACUAUCAAUGCAAAUUAAAAUGUGGUUUCGAACGUAGGCCCGGAAAGGUGGAGCUGUAUGUUCCUAUUUACAAGGAGCCACUCCUUAUGGGCUACAUUCUGGUUGAGCCUGCCGACCACAUUUUGUUAGGUUACCGCACGGUAUUCAAUGUUCAAGACAAGGACUUCAUUAUGAACGCUUUCUGCGCGGGCUAUAACAAUGAUUCAACAGAAGUGGGACUGAAACUUGAGAAUUUCGAGACCGUUCGAGGAUCGAUAUUUCAGCGCAUUGGAGAAAAGUGGGCCUUGGCUUUGAAAGCGAACCUGUACGGAAACGUGACUCCUAAGAGUAUCACCGUUGGGGGCCAGUACGAGUGGGAACCGGGCACAUUGCUGAAGGCCAAAGUUCGAGGGGAUACUCGCCUUGGGUUUAUAUUUCAACGGAAAAUUCGUGAGGAUAUUGAAGUUUUGUUUCACGUCGGCUUUGAAGGAAAUGAUCCGAUUAAUGGUAAACAUAAAUUCGGCACUUCCUGGUAUUUUAAUCUGUAGACGGUAAAUUAUAAAGCGUUUCUGCUUAUUUAAAAAUAAUAUUGU